Messenger RNA from Letharia columbiana, 1911 nucleotides. RefSeq lists its product as uncharacterized. Bases 1 to 1911 code for a protein of 636 amino acids. The transcript is spliced from 3 exons. The record is from RefSeq and is a predicted model, not a curated record. Lineage: Eukaryota; Fungi; Ascomycota; Lecanoromycetes; Lecanorales; Parmeliaceae.
AUGCAGCUACCUACCUACCACCCACCUACCUACCCUACCACCCUACCUACUGCUACCUACUGCGCUGCCACCCACCUACCCACCCACCUACCUACCCACCCACCUGCACCUACCUACCUACCUACCUCCACUGCUGCGCAGCUACCCUACCUACCUACCUACCUACCUACUUUACUGGGACCACUGGACAGAGCACUGGACAGAGCACUGGACAGAGCACUGGACAGAGCACUACUACUGAGACCACUGGACAGAGCACUACUGAGAGCACUACUGGGACCACUGGACAGAGCACUACUACUGGAAGCACUGGACAGAGCACUACUGGGAGCACUGGAUAGAGCACUACUACUGGGACCACUGGACAGAGCACUACUGAGAGCACUACUGGGACCACUGGACAGAGCACUACUGAGAGCACUACUGGGACCACUGGACAGAGCACUGCUACUGGGAGCACUGGACAGAGCACUGCUACUGGGAGCACUGGACAGAGCACUGCUGGGACCACUGGACAGAGCACUACUGGGAGCACUACUGGGACCACUAGACAGAGCACUACUACUGGAAGCACUGGACAGCGCACUGCUGGGAGCACUGGAUAGAGCACUACUACUGGGACCACUGGACAGAGCACUACUGAGAGCACUACUGGGACCACUGGACAGAGCACUACUACUGGAAGCACUGGACAGAGCACUACUGAGAGCACUACUGGGACCACUAGACAGAGCACUACUGAGAGUACUACUGGGACCACUGGACAGAGCACUACUACUGGGACCACUGGACAGAGCACUACUGAGAGCACUACUGGGACCACUGGACAGAGCACUAGACAGAGCACUGGACAGAGCACUACUACUGAGAGUACUGGACAGAGCACUACUGGGAGCACUACUGGGACCACUAGACAGAGCACUACUACUGGAAGCACUGGACAGCGCACUACUGGGAGCACUGGAUAGAGCACUACUACUGGGACCACUGGACAGAGCACUACUGAGAGCACUACUGGGACCACUGGACAGAGCACUACUGAGAGCACUACUGGGACCACUGGACAGAGCACUGCUACUGGGAGCACUGGACAGAGCACUGCUACUGGGAGCACUGGACAGAGCACUGCUGGGACCACUGGACAGAGCACUACUGGGAGCACUACUGGGACCACUAGACAGAGCACUACUACUGGAAGCACUGGACAGCGCACUGCUGGGAGCACUGGAUAGAGCACUACUACUGGGACCACUGGACAGAGCACUACUGAGAGCACUACUGGGACCACUGGACAGAGCACUACUGAGAGCACUACUGGGACCACUGGACAGAGCACUGCUACUGGGAGCACUGGACAGAGCACUGCUACUGGGAGCACUGGACAGAGCACUGCUGGGACCACUGGAUGUUCCUGCUUUGCAUUACUGGCUAAACUUUGAAAGAAACUCUUCGCUUGUCGAUACCCUUCAACACGUCGCAGAGCAUGACACGCUCAGGGGCGAGCUCAGCAUCCCUUGGGCCGAUGGAUUGUCUUACCGGGAUAACCAUUGGAAGGAGCGUUUCUUCGUGCGCGGUCUUGCAUUUAUCCGUCAACUUGAGACCGCAUCUACCUACGCUGAUCGCUGCAUGCUUCUCGAUUGGGAGUCACUGCACGAAGACCUCUCUACUUGGAAAGGUUUGAUGGAACAAGUGGCAAGGGUUUCUUUCAGAGACUACAUCUCGGAGGCAAGAGACAACGUACUGAAUUCAUCAAGUGCCGGUGACACCGACGCAGGUCCCAAAAAUGGAUGGCUGUGGGCAUACGAAGAUAGCUUAUUUCUUGACUAUAAGCUGUUUAACGGCCACAAAAUCCUUCGUGAAUGGGGUUUUGUUCUAUGGGACUCCGCCAGAUGGGAACAAUCGGGGUUUUGA